AUGGGUGGCAGAUUUGUAUUAGGAAGAAUUCCUUUAAUUCGAAAUAGUUUAUUUACUUCCUCCUCCUCAACAACAACUAACAAUAUAUUAGAUCACCCCAUUAAUAGGCCAAAAAGAAGAAAUUCUUCUGAAUGUUUACCCCGCCCAGUUCAAUUUGACGAAUCUUCUGAGCAAUAUAGGUGUUUUUGUGGAUGUUUUCAUAUAAAAACUGGGGCCUAUUUAAUUUGUUUUAUUGAAAUAUUUUUUAUUUUGGUAAGUUUUUCUCUUUCUAAAGUAAACAUCAAACUAAUUUAA
This is a messenger RNA of Meloidogyne enterolobii, 294 nucleotides long. The record is from the annotation of a GenBank genome assembly. NCBI's taxonomy places the organism in Eukaryota, Metazoa, Nematoda, Chromadorea, Rhabditida, Meloidogynidae.